AUGAAAAUGAGUAUAGCCGAUACGUUUAGGGAAGGAGUGGUUUUCAUCACUGGUAGUACGGGGUUUCUAGAAAAAAUACUCUUGGAAAAAUUGUUAAGAUCUUGUGAUGUGAAAACCAUUGCGGUUCUCAUCAGGGGUAAGAAAGGAUUAGAUGCCAAUCAAAGAGCUGCGAAUAUCUAUAAACAAGCUAUAUUUGACCGUUUUCGAUUUGAAAAACCAGACUUUGUGACUAAGAUAAAAAAAAUUGAUAGACAUUUAGAAGAACCUUCAUUAGGAUUUUCAACAGACAAUCGUGAUUGGUUGAUAAAAAAUGUGAAUUUUGUCUUUCAUUGUGCUGCUACUGUCAGAUUCAAUGAAACUCUUUAAAUAGCGACAAAAAUAAACAUCCAAGGAACAGAAAAUAUAUUAGAACUAGCAACAAAAAUGAAUAAUCUCAAGGGUUUUGUGCAUGUAUCAACUGCUCAUUCACACUGUACAAGAAGUGAAAUUAAAGAACAAUUCUAUCCCGUUUCGAUAUUAGCUAAAGAAUUAAAAGAUUCAAUUAAACGAUAUGAAAACACACAGAAGUUUUCAGUUGAUUGGCCUAAUACACACACUUUCACUAAAGCACUUACAGAAAAUGUAAUUUCAUCAAAUGAAAAUCAAUUGCCGAUUUCAAUAUUCCGUCCUUCAAUUAUUGGAUGCACAAAAUGUGAACCAGAACCAGGUUGGUUAGAUAAUAUUAAUGGACCGUCUAGUAUUAUUGCUCCCCUAAUUGUCGGAUUUUUAAGAACAUUACAAUUAUCCACGGAUAAAAGAACUGAUAUUGUCCCAGUCGAUUACACUGCAAAUGCACUUAUCAGUGUAAUGUGGAGUACAGUGAACAGACAUAACUAUAGUUAUGAAAAGAACAAGGAACCAAAAAUGUAUAAUUACGUGUCUAGUGUUGACAGCCCAAUACAUUGGGAUAAGAUCAUACAGUAUACAUUUGAAACUUACCAUCAGGCACCUCCGUUGGGAUCAAUGUGGUAUAUAUUUUGUAUAUUUUUAAAGGUGGAAAGUAGGAAACCACCCUUGUACUGCAGUAGGUGUUAUUGA
This is a messenger RNA of Rhopalosiphum maidis (corn leaf aphid), 1077 nucleotides long. RefSeq names its product fatty acyl-CoA reductase 1-like. NCBI's taxonomy places the organism in Eukaryota, Metazoa, Arthropoda, Insecta, Hemiptera, Aphididae. The record is from RefSeq and is a predicted model, not a curated record. Gene Ontology annotation, molecular function: alcohol-forming very long-chain fatty acyl-CoA reductase (NADP+) activity. The transcript is spliced from 6 exons. Gene Ontology annotation, cellular component: peroxisome. Gene Ontology annotation, biological process: long-chain fatty-acyl-CoA metabolic process.